Molecule: messenger RNA, 459 nt
Organism: Alternaria ventricosa
Lineage: Eukaryota; Fungi; Ascomycota; Dothideomycetes; Pleosporales; Pleosporaceae
Exons: 2
Coding region: 1-459 (152 amino acids)
Source: RefSeq, a predicted model, not a curated record
AUGGCAUACUCCGAAUCCAUACAGCAUCUUUACGCGUCCAACACUUUCUACUUUCCUACCUGUACAGCAUUCUUCUGCUUCCACCGUCUUGUACCAACCCACCACUUCCAGGCUAUCCAAUCAUUGUACUUGAAGUGGGCGAGUGACAACCCCUGGAAGCUAUACCUAAUAUGGGAGUUCUGUGAUGGCGUACCGCCCUACGACGUCUCAAGCUGGAAUCGGACCUGGAAGGUCAUAUCGAAGAUGGAAGCUCUCAAGUACAUGAGGGUCGACCUGGUGGCAUGCGCUGAUCGUCCCGAGCCAUACUCCCAUUUUGAAGACGUCUUAUUUGCCCCGCUGAAGAAAAUCCAGGGCCUGCAGCAAUUCGAUGUCUUUCUUAGCUGGGAAGAAGGCGAAACAGUACGUGAAGAGGGAGUGCAGCCUUUUACGAUCAAAAGAACUAUGGAACGUGUUCGAUGA